This is a messenger RNA of Hevea brasiliensis (rubber tree), 2423 nucleotides long. RefSeq names its product L-type lectin-domain containing receptor kinase S.4. Gene Ontology annotation, cellular component: plasma membrane. The transcript has a single exon. Gene Ontology annotation, biological process: protein phosphorylation. Gene Ontology annotation, molecular function: carbohydrate binding; protein kinase activity; ATP binding. Bases 253 to 2325 code for a protein of 690 amino acids. The record is from RefSeq and is a predicted model, not a curated record. NCBI's taxonomy places the organism in Eukaryota, Viridiplantae, Streptophyta, Magnoliopsida, Malpighiales, Euphorbiaceae.
CUGACAUGAACUGUAACUCCGUGUGAUAGAAUUCAUAUACUUUCAUGCCCCUGCGUAGAAACCACUCGUCUUUAUAAAAUCUUUCUUAUUUCCCCAGCUUCUUUCUCCUUCAACAAUCCAGACCUGCCCUGCCUCGCCCUAUCUUUAGAACGACAUUCCAAUCUUACCAACCUAUAUUUUACAAAUUAUAAGUUUAUAAUUCCCCCUUUUGAUUUUCCAAUGUCUUGAUCUUUCAUUUCUUUGUCUCUAUACAUGGCUUUUCUUCUCAGGUUUUUCUCUGCUUUUAUCUUCGUCUUGAUCCCAGUCUCAUGUCAGCCCGGUGAACUCUUCUUUGCUGGAUUUAAAGGUGCUGACACCAAUAUAACCUUGAGCGGAGUUGCAGAGAUUGGUAAAAAUGGUAUUCUUCGCUUAACUAAUGAGACUAGUAGAUUAAUGGGUCAUGCCUUUUAUGCUUCUCCAUUUCAGUUCAAGAACUCUACUAAUGGCAAAGCUUUCUCUUUUAGUACCUCUUUCGCUUUUGCUAUAGUCCCAGAGUAUCCAAAACUUGGUGGCCAUGGCCUGGCUUUCACAAUCUCAACAUCUAAGAAUCCACAGGCUCUUCCCAGUCAGUAUCUUGGCCUUCUCAAUGCAAGUGAUUUAGGUAACUUCACAAAUCACCUUCUGGCUGUUGAGUUUGACACUGUUCAAGAUUUCGAGUUCGAAGACAUCAACGACAACCAUGUUGGUAUUGACAUCAACAGCUUGAAGUCUAACGCAUCUACUCCUGCAGCAUAUUACACUGACGAUUCUUCAAAGCUGGAUCUAAAUCUCAAGGGUAAAUAUGCAAUCCAGGUUUGGGUUGAUUAUGAUUCAGUACAGAAUCUUCUCAACGUGACUAUUUCGCCCACUUCCAAGAAACCCAGAUUGCCAAUCUUGACCUUUCCUAUAGAUCUCUCACCAAUACUUAAAGACUAUAUGUACGUUGGCUUUUCUUCUUCAACAGGUUUGCUUGCUAGCUCACACUAUAUCCUGGGCUGGAGCUUUAAGAUGAAUGGGCAAGCUCGGGCUCUGGAUCUUUCUUCUUUGCCUUCACUUCCGGCUGGUCCCAAAAAGAUGCAUACGGGUUUAACAAUUGUGGUCGCAGUCUCAUCAGUUUUUCUUGCAAUUAUCGCUAUAUCCUCUGUUAUCUUCUACGUGAUUAGAAAGAUUAAGAACGCUGAUAUAAUAGAAGAUUGGGAGCUGGAGAUUGGGCCUCAUCGAUACUCUUAUCAAGAACUCAAGCAAGCAACCAAUGGUUUCAGCGACAAAGAGCUACUUGGGCAAGGUGGUUUUGGCCAAGUUUUUAAAGGUACACUUCCCGAUUCAACGGCUCAAGUAGCGGUCAAGCGAAUUUCAAAUGAAUCUAAACAAGGUCUGCGCGAAUUCUUAUCAGAAAUCGCUAGUGUUGGUAGACUUCGUCAUCGAAAUCUAGUUUUAUUACUGGGUUGGUGUCGGCGAAGAGAUGAUUUUCUUCUCGUUUACGAAUAUAUGGCUAAUGGGAGUUUAGAUAAGUUGUUGUUCGAUGAACCAAAAAAAAUUUUAAACUGGGAAAAGAGGUUCAAGAUUAUAAAAGAUGUUGCUUCUGGGCUUCUUUAUUUACACGAAGGCUAUGAGCAGGUGGUGAUUCACAGAGAUGUCAAAGCUAGCAAUGUACUACUAGACAGUGAACUGACUGGGAAACUUGGCGAUUUUGGACUUGCAAAAUUAUACGAACACGGAUCAAACCCAAGCACAACCAGAGUUGUGGGCACGUUAGGUUAUCUAGCACCAGAAUUGCCAAGGACAGGAAAGGCCACAGCAAGCUCAGAUGUUUAUGCAUUUGGUGCACUUUUGCUAGAAGUUGCUUGUGGGCGCAGACCUGUUGAACCCAAGGCGUUGCCUGAAGAGAUGGUGUUGGUGGAUUGGGUGUGGGAAAGGUUCAGGGAAGGCAGAGUCCUUGAUGUGGUGGACCACAGGCUAAAUGGGCAGUAUAAUGAGAGUGAAAUGGCGGUGGUUUUGAAAUUGGGAAUAAUGUGUUCAAACAAUGUGCCAAUAGCAAGGCCAACAAUGAGGCAAGUGAUGAGGUUUUUGGAUGGAGAGGCUCAAGUGCCUGAAAACUUGAGGGCUCCACAGUGGGCAGCAUGUGCUGAUGGAGGGAGGGACGUAAUUCAUGGGUUUGAUGAUUUUGUCAACUCAUUUGCAUCUUCUUCUUUUGACAAAAUGAGCUCAUCCUAUUCGAUUAUGGAAAAUAGGGAUAUCGAUAAUAGUUUUGCUUCUCUUUCUACUUCUCCUUUUUCUCUUCUCCGUGUUAGAGAGGAGACGAGGUAGCCAUUGAUUGAGAGGUUAUAAUUUUCCUUUUUCUUUUUAUUUUCCUUCUAAUAUUAAUGCAUAUUUCUUGAGGGGAAGAAAUCAACAUGGCUUUGAAA